CUUCAAUUUUUUUAGCUUUGGCCCAGCAAGUGAGCUAUGAAAUGAACAAGGAUCCUCGAGGAUUGUGCGUCAUCGUGAAUAACGUCAACUUCCAGAACAGGGACCUGAACCGACCAGGAGCCGUCGAAGACGAACGUAGCCUCCAACUUCUGUUCAGGACGCUCUUCUUUGAAGUGAUUAUCCGGAGAGAUUUGACGAGCCACGAGUUGGAGAAAGUGGCACAGAAGUUUGGAGCUGCAAAUCACAAAGCGUAUAACGCGUUUGUGUUCAUCGUCAUGUCGCAUGGAGGAGAUCGCGAUUGCAUCUUGGGCGUCGACGGAAGGGAGACAACCGUCAAGAAUUUGAUGUGCGAGUUCCGUGAGAACAAGUGUCCUUCACUUAAGCAUAAACCCAAGGCGUUCAUCAUCCAAACUUGCAGAGGAUGUCGAGACAACGCUGAUAAUUCAACUUCCUCACCUGUUAAUGAUAUCAAUUUACAACAGAAGGUCGCGACCACGUCACAGGCACAGAUAAGCUCCCAGCCAUGUGAUACUGCAUUCGUUACUGACUGCACCCUCCCGCGGAGCGUGUUUCCACCGGAAGCCGACUUUGUCCUGGCCUUUGCCACCGCGCCGGGUUACGUAUCAUAUCGAGAUCCGGAUAAUGGCACCUGGUUUAUACAGGCUUUAGUCGAAGUGAUCAGCAAAUAUCAUCAUCAUCAUCACUUCCUUGAGAUCUUGACAGAAGUCACUAGACUGGUAGUGGAGCGUGUUAACUCUGUCCAGGUUCCUGCCCCCAUGGAUACCUUGACUAAAUUUCUGUACUUGUGAGAGGGGACUGAGCUGAGCGAUUUACUGUUAGCCGUUCCUAUGGAUACCUUGACUAAAUUUCUCUACUUGUGAGAAGGGACUGAGCUGAGCGCUUUACUGUUAACCAUGGCUUCGUUUAUACUGUUAUUAUGUUAGAGAUUUAGAAUGAAACUUAUUGAAUAGUUCAAUGUUUGUGGACACGAUUGUUACCCAAUGAAAGAAGAAGAUCAUCCUUUCUUGAAUCAAAUUAAAUCAAAUCGAAAAUUAUAAAAUAAAUAUGAAAUUGCUGCUGGCUUUUUUCUUAUUGAAUUACAAAUCAACUUGAUUUUAAGACGCUAGAUGUCCUUUUCAUCUGUUUAUAAUUUUAUUUUUUAUUUUAAGUAUAGGAAUUAUUGUAGAGAGUUUACUCUAAACAUUUUCAUUUUUUUCUUAACUGCUUAGACUUUUAGACCCUAAUUAUCCAUCUUGACCUUACCAUCUGAAUGGGAGUUUAAGAUAAACUCAAAGAGUUGUUAGAAAGUUCGUACAAAAUUUUCGAAUUGUUACAUAAACUACCAUUUUAUUCUGACAAAAAUAUUUCAUUCUGCAACAGAACGUAGAAAAUGAUAUGUUAAAAGUAAGAGAGCAGUUACUUCCACUCUAAAAGAACAGAAGUUGAUUAAAACACACUUGAAACAUGUCUGCUUGAUAGCAAGCGAAAAACAAAUCCUGUAUGAAAAAAAAAUAGAAAUAGUAAACCUCAAAACACUAAAAGCAAACCUUAAGAAGUGUAAUUGAAUAAGUGUAAAUAUUGUAAAGUUUGCAUACUGUUGAAUUUAAUGUGUAUAGUUUGGUCAGAGAGGGAAAUAAAAUGAUAUCAAAUGUU
Molecule: messenger RNA, 1653 nt
Organism: Pocillopora verrucosa
Lineage: Eukaryota; Metazoa; Cnidaria; Anthozoa; Scleractinia; Pocilloporidae
Source: RefSeq, a predicted model, not a curated record